AUGGCGGAAGGCCGGAUGAAUCUUGCUGCUCUGCAGCAGAGAGAUCCGUAUAUUACAGAAAUUCUCGAUACAGCAUCACAAGUAGCCCUUUAUUCAUUCAGCUCUGUAGCUAAUGAAUGGGAGAAGACCUCUAUUGAAGGUUCCUUGUUUUUGUACCAAAGGUCAGCUGCCCCGAUUCAUGGCUUCAUGAUCCUGAACCGCCUGGGCCUCAAGAAUCUCAUUGAACCAAUCAGCAAGGAUCUAGAGUUUCAGCAGCAGGACCCAUUUCUCCUCUACAGGAAUGCCAAAGCCAUAUUUGGAAUCUGGUUUUAUGACAAAGAAGAAUGUACUCGGAUUGGUGAGCUGAUGAACAGCUUCUUACAGCAGGUAAUAGACAGCAAGAAGGCAAAGGAAGAGACCCUGGAAACUACCACACCAAAAGCUAUGUCAUCCACACCUGCCAUCGCCAUGGGUAACAGGAAUGUUGACAUCAUGCAGCUUUUGUCCAAGGCCCAGCAUGAGUAUGACAAGUGUAAGGUGCCAGGAGGGGAUCCGAAACCAUUCAUAGACAAUCCAAAUGCUUCAGCCACCAAGGCUUCAAACCUCAUCAAACCAAAACCCCUCAAGAUUCCUGGAACAGGAAUGGAGGAGGAGGACACGGAACAAAGCCAGCUUGCGACCACACCCACGGCCACCCUCACUUUGGAGACUUUGUUCAGGACGGCCAGUCUCCAGCAAACUCAGCAGGCUGACCUUCCGAAUAUCCCAAAAACAUCACAGUUCCACAGGUCCAUGUCAGUAGCUGAUGCUGAGCGACAUAUGACCAGUCAGCCAUCAUCAGGGGAGACGUUUCCCCCACUUCUGCGCCAGAUCAUGUCAUCAAGCUCCAUGGUAGAGGAUAUUGAACGUCAACAGUGGGUGGAUCCUGCAGGACCUGACUCUAGACAUGUGUCUUCUGGAGCUGAGGAUCCGAAUGUCAGUCGAAAAGCCCAAGAUGGCAGGGGCGAACCAAAACGCUCAAAACCCCAUGGAAGGGAGGGCAAAACGUCCCCACGAGGGGGGAGAAGUGAUCUCAAAGACAAAUACCAGGAUGAUGGAGAUGCUCAGUCAGUGGAUGUUAUCCAAAAGUUGUUAUCUAGUGGGUCAAAGACCCCAAAAAGACAGACUAAAUCUGUGUCACCUGGAAUCAAACAUUCUGCUGAUACAGAUUCUGCUCCCAUUCAUCUAGGUAGUGAACUUUUAACACCUGCAGCAUUAGAACAAAAGACAGCAGGCGUCCCAUCAUUAUCAGAUGUGGGGUCAGCCAGCAGUGCCCUCCCCCAAGGGCCAGUUGCACCCAUGGGGUCAGAUGUUCUACUCACACCCAUGGCAUUUGCCUCGGUACCACUCCCAGGGACAAAGGCAUCACCUGGUCCUACUUCAACGCUCAACACAACAUCAGCUUCAGAUGAAAGUAAUCCCCUAGAUCGAAGUGGGGGUUCCAGUAGCUCUGAGUCUGUCCCUGUGGCAGCUCUUACCAAGGAACAGCUUCAUCAGGCCAUGUUGUAUCUCCUCAAGAAUGACCCCAAUUUUCUCAACAUACUACAUGAAGGAUACCUCAGCAGCCUCAAAGAGUUAGCAGGAUCACGACCCUGAUGCUGAUUAUGUUAUCUCAGUUACCUCCCCUGAACAGAUUCUAGUAUCGGUGUUGCAUAGCAACAUAAAGUCUGGGUGGAAAAAGUGGUGCUAUGUUUGCAACGACAAAGUGCUACUGACAGCUGAUGGUCCGAUCAGCAAAUCUACUCGAUUUUAGGGGCCAAAUUAGGGGUUUGCAAAUUACCUUUUAAUUUGCGUUCUUCUGGACUUUUA
This is a messenger RNA of Ylistrum balloti, 1827 nucleotides long. Its product is annotated as mRNA-decapping enzyme 1B-like. Gene Ontology annotation, biological process: deadenylation-dependent decapping of nuclear-transcribed mRNA; positive regulation of catalytic activity; deadenylation-independent decapping of nuclear-transcribed mRNA. Bases 1 to 1614 code for a protein of 537 amino acids. Gene Ontology annotation, cellular component: P-body. The transcript has 11 exons. NCBI's taxonomy places the organism in Eukaryota, Metazoa, Mollusca, Bivalvia, Pectinida, Pectinidae. Gene Ontology annotation, molecular function: mRNA binding; enzyme activator activity. The record is from RefSeq and is a predicted model, not a curated record.